Messenger RNA from Salvelinus fontinalis (brook trout), 8435 nucleotides. Its product is annotated as elastin-like. Bases 91 to 1329 code for a protein of 412 amino acids. Lineage: Eukaryota; Metazoa; Chordata; Actinopteri; Salmoniformes; Salmonidae. The record is from RefSeq and is a predicted model, not a curated record. The transcript is spliced from 2 exons.
GUCCGUCCGUCUGUCUGUCUUUAUGGGGGUAGGCGUCCGUCCGUCUGUCUGUCUUUAUGGGGGUAGGCGUCCGUCCGCCUGUCUGUCUUUAUGGGGGUAGGCGUCCGUCCGCCUGUCUUUAUGGGGGUAGGCGUCCGUCCGUCUGUCUUUAUGGGGGUAGGCGUCCGUCCGCCUGUCUGUCUUUAUGGGGGUAGGCGUCCGUCCGUCCGCCUGUCUGUCUUUAUGGGGGUAGGCGUCCGUCCGUCUGUCUUUAUGGGGGUAGGCGCCCGUCCGUCUGUCUUUAUGGGGGUAGGCGCCUGUCCGUCUGUCUUAAUGGGGGUAGGCGCCUCUCCGUCUGUCUUAAUGGGGGUAGGCGCCUGUCCGUCUGUCUUAAUGGGGGUAGGUGCCUUUCCGUCUGUCUUAAUGGGGGUAGGUGCCUCUCCGUCUGUCUUAAUGGGGGUAGGUGCCUGUCCGUCUGUCUUAAUGGGGGUAGGUGCCUGUCCGUCUGUCUUAAUGGGGGUAGGUGCCUGUCCGUCUGUCUUAAUGGGGGUAGGCGCCUGUCCGUCUGUCUUAAUGGGGGUAGGCGCCUUUCCGUCUGUCUUAAUGGGGGUAGGUGCCUCUCCGUCUGUCUUAAUGGGGGUAGGUGCCUGUCCGUCUGUCUUAAUGGGGGUAGGUGCCUGUCCGUCUGUCUUAAUGGGGGUAGGUGCCUGUCCGUCUGUCUUAAUGGGGGUAGGCGCCUGUCCGUCUGUCUUAAUGGGGGUAGGCGCCUGUCCGUCUGUCUUAAUGGGGGUAGGCGCCUGUCCGUCUGUCUUAAUGGGGGUAGGUGCCUCUCUGUCUGUCUUAAUGGGGGUAGGUGCCUCUGUCUGUCUUAAUGGGGGUAGGCGCCUGUCCGUCUGUCUUAAUGGGGGUAGGCGCCUGUCCGUCUGUCUUAAUGGGGGUAGGCGCCUGUCCGUCUGUCUUAAUGGGGGUAGGCGCCUUUCCGUCUGUCUUAAUGGGGGUAGGUGCCUCUCCGUCUGUCUUAAUGGGGGUAGGUGCCUCUCCGUCUGUCUUAAUGGGGGUAGGUGCCUGUCCGUCUGUCUUAAUGGGGGUAGGUGCCUGUCCGUCUGUCUUAAUGGGGGUAGGUGCCUGUCCGUCUGUCUUAAUGGGGGUAGGCGCCUGUCCGUCUGUCUUAAUGGGGGUAGGUGCCUGUCCGUCUGUCUUAAUGGGGGUAGGCGCCUGUCCGUCUGUCUUAAUGGGGGUAGGUGCCUCUCUGUCUGUCUUAAUGGGGGUAGGUGCCUCUCUGUCUGUCUUAAUGGGGGUAGGUGCCUCUCUGUCUGUCUUAAUGGGGGUAGGUGCCUCUGUCUGUCUUAAUGGGGGUAGGUGCCUCUGUCUGUCUUAAUGGGGGUAGGUGCCUCUGUCUGUCUUAAUGGGGGUAGGCGCCUGUCCGUCUGUCUUAAUGGGGGUAGGCGCCUGUCCGUCUGUCUUAAUGGGGGUAGGCGCCUGUCCGUCUGUCUUAAUGGGGGUAGGCGCCUGUCCGUCUGUCUUAAUGGGGGUAGGCGCCUGUCCGUCUGUCUUAAUGGGGGUAGGUGCCUUUCCGUCUGUCUUAAUGGGGGUAGGUGCCUCUCCGUCUGUCUUAAUGGGGGUAGGUGCCUGUCCGUCUGUCUUAAUGGGGGUAGGUGCCUGUCCGUCUGUCUUAAUGGGGGUAGGCGCCUGUCCGUCUGUCUUAAUGGGAGUAGGCGCCUGUCCGUCUGUCUUAAUGGGGGUAGGUGCCUCUCCGUCUGUCUUAAUGGGGGUAGGCGCCUGUCCGUCUGUCUUAAUGGGGGUAGGCGCCUGUCCGUCUGUCUUAAUGGGGGUAGGUGCCUGUCCGUCUGUCUUAAUGGGGGUAGGCGCCUGUCCGUCUGUCUUAAUGGGGGUAGGCGCCUCUCUGUCUGUCUUAAUGGGGCUAGGUGCCUCUCUGUCUGUCUUAAUGGGGGUAGGUGCCUCUCUGUCUGUCUUAAUGGGGGUAGGUGCCUUUCUGUCUGUCUUAAUGGGGGUAGGUGCCUGUCCGUCUGUCUUAAUGGGGGUAGGUGCCUUUCUGUCUGUCUUAAUGGGGGUAGGUGCCUGUCUGUCUGUCUUAAUGGGGGUAGGUGCCUUUCUGUCUGUCUUAAUGGGGGUAGGCGCCUCUCUGUCUGUCUUAAUGGGGGUAGGCGUCCGUCCAUCCGUGGGGUAGGUGUCCGUCGGUCCGUGGGGUAGGUGUCUGUCCGUGGGGUAGUAUGUUGUAGAGAGGGUGUGUGAUGGUUUUGUCAGCAUGUUGUACAGAGGUUGUGUGAUGGUCAGCAUGUUGUAGAGAGGGUGUGUGAUGGUCAGCAUGUUGUAGAGGGUGUGUGAUGGUCAGCGUGUUGUACAGAGGUUGUGUGAUGGUCAGCGUGUUGUAGAGGGUGUGUGAUGGUCAGCAUGUUGUCCAGAGGGUGUGUGAUGGUCAGCGUGUUGUCCAGAGGGUGUGUGAUGGUCAGCGUGUUGUACAGAGGUUGUGUGAUGGUCAGCAUGUUGUACAGAGGCUGUGUGAUGGUCAGCAUGUUGUACAGAGGGUGUGUGAUGGUCAGCGUGUUGUCCAGAGGCUGUGUGAUGGUCAGCGUGUUGUCCAGAGGGUGUGUGAUGGUCAGCAUGUUGUACAGAGGUUGUGUGAUGGUCAGCGUGUUGUCCAGAGGGUGUGUGAUGGUCAGCAUGUUGUAGAGAGGUUGUGUGAUGGUCAGCAUGUUGUACAGAGGUUGUGUGAUGGUCAGCGUGUUGUCCAGAGGGUGUGUGAUGGUCAGCGUGUUGUACAGAGGUUGUGUGAUGGUCAGCGUGUGGUACAGAGGUUGUGUGAUGGUCAGCAUGUUGUAGAGGUUGUGUGAUGGUCAGCAUGUUGUAGAGAGGUUGUGUGAUGGUCAGCAUGUUGUACAGAGGGUGUGUGAUGGUCAGCAUGUUGUACAGAGGCUGUGUGAUGGUCAGCGUGUUGUCCAGAGGGUGUGUGAUGGUCAGCAUGUUGUACAGAGGGUGUGUGAUGGUCAGCAUGUUGUACAGACGGUGUGUGAUGGUCAGCAUGUUGUAGAGAGGGUGUGUGAUGGUCAGCAUGUUGUACAGAGGUUGUGUGAUGGUCAGCAUGUUGUACAGAGGUUGUGUGAUGGUCAGCAUGUUGUAGAGAGGUUGUGUGAUGGUCAGCAUGUUGUACAGAGGGUGUGUGAUGGUCAGCAUGUUGUAGAGAGGGUGUGUGAUGGUCAGCGUGUUGUAGAGAGGGUGUGUGAUGGUCAGCGUGUUGUAGAGAGGGUGUGUGAUGGUUUUGUCCUGUCAGCAUGUUGUACAGAGGGUGUGUGAUGGUCAGCAUGUUGUAGAGAGGUUGUGUGAUGGUCAGCGUGUUGUAGAGAGGGUGUGUGAUGGUCAGCGUGUUGUAGAGGUUGUGUGAUGGUCAGCAUGUUGUACAGAGGGUGUGUGAUGGUCAGCAUGUUGUAGAGAGGGUGUGUGAUGGUCAGCAUGUUGUACAGAGGGUGUGUGAUGGUCAGCAUGUUGUACAGAGGUUGUAUGAUGGUCAGCAUGUUGUACAGAGGGUGUGUGAUGGUCAGCAUGUUGUAGAGGGUGUGUGAUGGUCAGCAUGUUGUAGAGGUUGUGUGAUGGUUUUGUCAGCAUGUUGUACAGAGGUUGUGUGAUGGUCAGCAUGUUGUACAGAGGUUGUGUGAUGGUCAGCAUGUUGUACAGAGGUUGUGUGAUGGUCAGCAUGUUGUACAGAGGUUGUGUGAUGGUCAGCAUGUUGUACAGAGGUUGUGUGAUGGUCAGCAUGUUGUACAGAGGUUGUGUGAUGGUCAGCAUGUUGUACAGAGGGUGUGUGAUGGUCAGCGUGUUGUAGAGGUUGUGUGAUGGUCAGCAUGUUGUACAGAGGUUGUGUGAUGGUCAGCAUGUUGUAGAGAGGGUGUGUGAUGGUCAGCAUGUUGUCCAGAGGGUGUGUGAUGGUCAGCAUGUUGUACAGAGGGUGUGUGAUGGUCAGCAUGUUGUAGAGGGUGUGUGAUGGUCAGCAUGUUGUACAGAGGGUGUGUGAUGGUCAGCGUGUUGUACAGAGGUUGUGUGAUGGUUUUGUCAGCAUGUUGUACAGAGGGUGUGUGAUGGUCAGCAUGUUGUACAGAGGGUGUGAUGGUCAGCAUGUUGUACAGGGUGUGUGAUGGUCAGCAUGUUGUACAGGGUGUGUGAUGGUCAGCAUGUUGUACAGAGGGUGUGUGAUGGUCAGCAUGUUGUACAGAGGGUGUGUGAUGGUCAGCAUGUUGUACAGAGGGUGUGUGAUGGUUUUGUCCUGUCAGCAUGUUGUACAGAGGGUGUGUGAUGGUUUUGUCAGCAUGUUGUACAGAGGGUGUGUGAUGGUCAGCAUGUUGUACAGAGGGUGUGUGAUGGUCAGCAUGUUGUCCAGAGGUUGUGUGAUGGUCAGCAUGUUGUACAGAGGGUGUGUGAUGGUCAGCAUGUUGUAGAGGUUGUGUGAUGGUCAGCGUGUUGUACAGAGGGUGUGUGAUGGUCAGCAUGUUGUACAGAGGGUGUGUGAUGGUCAGCAUGUUGUACAGAGGGUGUGUGAUGGUCAGCAUGUUGUACAGAGGGUGUGUGAUGGUCAGCAUGUUGUAGAGGUUGUGUGAUGGUCAGCGUGUUGUAGAGGGUGUGUGAUGGUCAGAGUGUUGUACAGAGGUUGUGUGAUGGUCAGCGUGUUGUAGAGGGUGUGUGAUGGUCAGAGUGUUGUACAGAGGGUGUGUGAAGGUCAGCGUGUUGUAGAGAGGGUGUGUGAUGGUCAGCGUGUUGUAGAGAGGGUGUGUGAUGGUCAGCGUGUUGUACAGAGGGUGUGUGAUGGUCAGCAUGUUGUAGAGAGGGUGUGUGAUGGUCAGCGUGUUGUCCAGAGGUUGUGUGAUGGUCAGCGUGUUGUAGAGGGUGUGUGAUGGUCAGAGUGUUGUAGUGGGUGUGUGAUGGUCAGCGUGUUGUAGAGAGGGUGUGUGAUGGUCAGCGUGUUGUACAGAGGGUGUGUGAUGGUCAGCGUGUUGUACAGAGGUUGUGUGAUGGUCAGCAUGUUGUAGAGAGGGUGUGUGAUGGUCAGCAUGUUGUACAGAGGUUGUGUGAUGGUCAGAAUGUUGUAGAGAGGUUGUGUGAUGGUCAGAAUGUUGUAGAGAGGGUGUGUGAUGGUCAGCAUGUUGUACAGAGGGUGUGUGAUGGUCAGCGUGUUGUAGAGGUUGUGUGAUGGUCAGCGUGUUGUACAGAGGGUGUGUGAUGGUCAGUGUGUGGUACAGAGGUUGUGUGAUGGUCAGCGUGUUGUACAGAGGUUGUGUGAUGGUUAGCAUGUUGUACAGAGGUUGUGUGAUGGUUUUGUCCUGUCAGCAUGUUGUAGAGGGUGUGUGAGGGUUUUGUCAGCAUGUUGUACAGAGGUUGUGUGAUGGUCAGCAUGUUGUACAGAGGGUGUGUGAUGGUCAGCAUGUUAUAGAGAGGGUGUGUGAUGGUCAGCAUGUUGUACAGAGGUUGUGUGAUGGUCAGCAUGUUGUACAGAGGUUGUGUGAUGGUCAGCAUGUUGUACAGAGGGUGUGUGAUGGUCAGCAUGUUGUAGAGGGUGUGUGAUGGUCAGCAUGUUGUACAGAGGUUGUGUGAUGGUCAGCGUGUUGUACAGAGGUUGUGUGAUGGUCAGCAUGUUGUACAGAGGUUGUGUGAUGGUCAGAAUGUUGUAGAGAGGUUGUGUGAUGGUCAGAAUGUUGUAGAGAGGGUGUGUGAUGGUCAGCAUGUUGUACAGAGGGUGUGUGAUGGUCAGCGUGUUGUAGAGGUUGUGUGAUGGUCAGCGUGUUGUACAGAGGGUGUGUGAUGGUCAGUGUGUGGUACAGAGGUUGUGUGAUGGUCAGCGUGUUGUACAGAGGUUGUGUGAUGGUUAGCAUGUUGUACAGAGGUUGUGUGAUGGUUUUGUCCUGUCAGCAUGUUGUAGAGGGUGUGUGAGGGUUUUGUCAGCAUGUUGUACAGAGGUUGUGUGAUGGUCAGCAUGUUGUACAGAGGGUGUGUGAUGGUCAGCAUGUUAUAGAGAGGGUGUGUGAUGGUCAGCAUGUUGUACAGAGGUUGUGUGAUGGUCAGCAUGUUGUACAGAGGUUGUGUGAUGGUCAGCAUGUUGUACAGAGGGUGUGUGAUGGUCAGCAUGUUGUAGAGGGUGUGUGAUGGUCAGCAUGUUGUACAGAGGUUGUGUGAUGGUCAGCGUGUUGUACAGAGGUUGUGUGAUGGUCAGCGUGUUGUACAGAGGUUGUGUGAUGGUUUUGUCCUGUCAGCAUGUUGUACAGAGGUUGUGUGAUGGUUUUGUCCUGUCAGCAUGUUGUACAGAGGGUGUGUGAUGGUCAGCAUGUUGUACAGAGGGUGUGUGAUGGUCAGCGUGUUGUACAGAGGUUGUGUGAUGGUUUUGUCCUGUCAGCAUGUUGUACAGAGGGUGUGUGAUGGUCAGCAUGUUGUACAGAGGGUGUGUGAUGGUCAGCGUGUUGUACAGAGGUUGUGUGAUGGUCAGCGUGUUGUACAGAGGUUGUGUGAUGGUUUUGUCCUGUCAGCAUGUUGUACAGAGGGUGUGUGAUGGUCAGCAUGUUGUACAGAGGGUGUGUGAUGGUCAGCAUGUUGUACAGAGGGUGUGUGAUGGUCAGCGUGUUGUCCAGAGGUUGUGUGAUGGUCAGCGUGUUGUACAGAGGUUGUGUGAUGGUCAGCAUGUUGUACAGAGGUUGUGUGAUGGUCAGCAUGUUGUACAGAGGGUGUGUGAUGGUCAGCAUGUUGUACAGAGGUUGUGUGAUGGUCAGCAUGUUGUAGAGGUUGUGUGAGGGUUUUGUCAGCAUGUUGUACAGAGGGUGUGUGAUGGUCAGCAUGUUGUACAGAGGUUGUGUGAUGGUCAGCAUGUUGUACAGAGGUUGUGUGAUGGUUUUGUCCUGUCAGCAUGUUGUAGAGGGUGUGUGAGGGUUUUGUCAGCAUGUUGUACAGAGGUUGUGUGAUGGUCAGCAUGUUGUACAGAGGGUGUGUGAUGGUCAGCAUGUUGUAGAGAGGGUGUGUGAUGGUCAGCAUGUUGUACAGAGGUUGUGUGAUGGUUUUGUCCUGUCAGCAUGUUGUAGAGGGUGUGUGAGGGUUUUGUCAGCAUGUUGUACAGAGGUUGUGUGAUGGUCAGCAUGUUGUACAGAGGGUGUGUGAUGGUCAGCAUGUUGUACAGAGGGUGUGUGAUGGUCAGCGUGUUGUACAGAGGUUGUGUGAUGGUCAGCGUGUUGUACAGAGGUUGUGUGAUGGUUUUGUCCUGUCAGCAUGUUGUACAGAGGGUGUGUGAUGGUCAGCAUGUUGUACAGAGGGUGUGUGAUGGUCAGCGUGUUGUCCAGAGGUUGUGUGAUGGUCAGCAUGUUGUACAGAGGUUGUGUGAUGGUCAGCAUGUUGUACAGAGGGUGUGUGAUGGUCAGCAUGUUGUACAGAGGUUGUGUGAUGGUCAGCAUGUUGUAGAGGUUGUGUGAGGGUUUUGUCAGCAUGUUGUACAGAGGGUGUGUGAUGGUCAGCAUGUUGUACAGAGGUUGUGUGAUGGUCAGCAUGUUGUACAGAGGUUGUGUGAUGGUUUUGUCCUGUCAGCAUGUUGUAGAGGGUGUGUGAGGGUUUUGUCAGCAUGUUGUACAGAGGUUGUGUGAUGGUCAGCAUGUUGUACAGAGGGUGUGUGAUGGUCAGCAUGUUGUAGAGAGGGUGUGUGAUGGUCAGCAUGUUGUACAGAGGUUGUGUGAUGGUUUUGUCCUGUCAGCAUGUUGUAGAGGGUGUGUGAGGGUUUUGUCAGCAUGUUGUACAGAGGUUGUGUGAUGGUCAGCAUGUUGUACAGAGGGUGUGUGAUGGUCAGCAUGUUGUACAGAGGUUGUGUGAUGGUCAGCAUGUUGUACAGAGGGUGUGUGAUGGUCAGCAUGUUGUACAGAGGUUGUGUGAGGGUUUUGUCAGCAUGUUGUACAGAGGGUGUGUGAUGGUCAGCAUGUUGUACAGAGGGUGUGUGAUGGUCAGCAUGUUGUAGAGGGUUUGUGAUGGUCAGCAUGUUGUACAGAGGUUGUGUGAUGGUCAGCAUGUUGUACAGAGGGUGUGUGAUGGUCAGCAUGUUGUAGAGGGUUUGUGAUGGUCAGCAUGUUGUACAGAGGUUGUGUGAUGGUCAGCAUGUUGUACAGAGGUUGUGUGAUGGUCAGCAUGUUGUACAGAGGUUGUGUGAUGGUCAGCAUGUUGUACAGAGGUUGUGUGAUGGUCAGCAUGUUGUCCAGAGGGUGUGUGAUGGUCAGCAUGUUGUACAGAGGUUGUGUGAUGGUCAGCAUGUUGUACAGAGGUUGUGUGAUGGUCAGCAUGUUGUACAGAGGUUGUGUGAUGGUCAGCAUGUUGUACAGAGGUUGUGUGAUGGUCAGCAUGUUGUACAGAGGUUGUGUGAGGGUUUUGUCAGCAUGUUGUACAGAGGGUGUGUGAUGGUCAGCAUGUUGUAGAGGGUGUGUCCUGCUCCU